UGUCAAAAUCGGUUUAUGUCUUGAUUUGACGAUUGCGUGCGUGCGGUUUCAGCGAUUUGAGUGAUUGAGCCAAAACGGAACUAAUAGUUUAAAGAAUUACAUCAGUUUUACCGAACCUUUUUAAAAAUGAUUUACCUCUGAUAUUCUGAUUAUUCUCGUGUUGAUAAUGUUCUCUCCAAACAGUAUGAGACAAUUGUUUUGUCAGCAUAAAUGUGUUAGAUGCUACACAUCUGCAGCAAAGCGCAGCGUUUUGCGACAAGACCUCAGCAAAAUCCCAACUCACCAGUACCCGAUUGCUAAACCGGGUGAUAGCCGUGUAUACGUAUGGGGGAUGGCAGCUACCGGUGCGCUGGGAGUGCAGACUUCUGUGAAGAAGCAGGCAAAAGCGUACGCCGACUAUGUUCAACAUCCGAGUCGGCUGAAUUUUGCUGAGAAUCGUGAUAUUCUCGAUGUCGCAGCCGGUUACGGCUUUUCCGCGUUUGCCGCCUCCUGUCAGGGGGGACAAAGUCUGUGGGGAACGGGAAUAAACACUGACUCGCAGAUCGGUUACCAUAAAUUGGGUGGUAAACAUAGAAAACCGUUUGAAUUGUUGAUCUACCCAGCCCCCAUCAACCUCAGUGCUGUCGCGGGUAACAACAAGGGCGUAAAAAUCGUGAAGGUCGCCGCUGGAAGGGCCCACACUCUGGCGUUAGCGCAAAAUGGAUCAGUUUACGCACUAGGCAACAAUGCAUACGGUCAGUGUGGGAGGAGCAUAAUUAAGAACGAGGACUAUUUUCAUGCGCCUUUGAUAAACAGAAUUGAUCAGCUAAACAAUGAACGAGUGAAGGACGUUGACUGUGGUCAAGACCAUAGCUUCUUUCUGACUGAAUCUGGAAAAUUAUACUCCUGCGGUUGGAGUGACGAUGGCCAAACCGGACAGGAAAAGUUUGGACUCAUUAGCAUUCCCGCGCCGGUCGAAGGCGAUGUGAAGGGAGAACAAAUAGUUAAAGUAACCGGCACGGCCGAUACUGUUUUAGCUUUGAAUGAAAACGGUGAAGUGUUCGGUUGGGGCAACACCGAGUAUGGACAAUUAAACGUUGACGGGGAAGAAAACCCGCAAAUUACCUCUCCACGAAAUAUUGGUUUUUUGAAAGAUUGUGGCAAAAUCGUAGACAUUGCGGCCGGAGGCUCCUAUUGUUUGGUCCUCAAUGAUCAAGGCGACGUAUUUGUAUGGGGCUAUGGAAUUCUCGGUUUUGGUCCGGAAGUGAUUCAUAAAUCACGACCUUGUCGGAUACCCCCAACCCUGUUCGGUCGAAACGAUUUCAAUCCAUCCUGCCGGAUACGAUCCAUUUACGCCGGCGUAACGCACAGUGGAGCUAUCAACGAUCAGGACGAUCUGUAUAUGUGGGGUCACAAUCGGCACGGUUGCUUGGGUUUUGGCAAUAAAAAGGAUCAAUUUUUCCCACUCAAAGUAGCUGUUAAUGCCCGGGUGCUAAAGAUCAGCUGCGGAGUAGAUCACACGCUGGCAUUGUGUAAAGCGUUCGUUUAAAAGCUUCUCUUGAAGCGUGGCAUUGCUCAUAACUAAAUGCAGGAGUUGGUAAAGUUACGUGAAUUAGUGCUUUUUAGGUGCUAUUUAAAUAAUAAAAAAAUAAAUCAAUCAGACAGAUUUAACAUCAGAAAACGCA
Messenger RNA from Wyeomyia smithii (pitcher-plant mosquito), 1664 nucleotides. Its product is annotated as RCC1-like G exchanging factor-like protein. The transcript has 4 exons. Bases 167 to 1528 code for a protein of 453 amino acids. The record is from RefSeq and is a predicted model, not a curated record. Lineage: Eukaryota; Metazoa; Arthropoda; Insecta; Diptera; Culicidae.